UCAGAGCGCGGCUCCCAGCACGUGGAGGAGAGGGAAUCAAGAGCCAAGCUAUUGCGGCUCAGGCGCUACACUUGUUCCCAGUGUCCUGGGCAGGAAGAGGGGCGACUUUGCCGGCGCUGCUGCCGUUGCCUGGUGGGGGGAGGGGUGCCAGCCCAGCCCGGAGCCCGGAGCCCACACGCGCCGCCACCCGGAGCCCGGCCAGGCGCGGGAGGGGCCAGCAAGCCCAAGCCAUGAGCAACCAAUACCAAGAGGAGAGCUGCUCCGACAGGCCCGAAUGCAAAAGUAAAUCGCCAACUUUGCUCUCGUCCUACUGCAUCGACAGCAUCCUGGGCCGGAGGAGCCCGUGCAAGAUGCGGCUGCUGGGAGCGGCGCCCAGCCUCGCUCCGCUGGCCGGCAGGAUCGAGCAGGACAAGGCCGGCCAAGGACCGGCCAAGGGCAGCCCGGCGGGCUUCGAGGCUGCCGAGUUGCACCUGCCGCCCAAGCUGCGCCGCCUCUACGGGCCCGGCGGGGGCCGGCUGCUGGCGAGGGCCGAGCGGGUAGAGGCGGGCGCCUCGUCCUGGGACUCGCUCAAGAUCAGCCAGGCGCCGCAGGUCAGCAUCAGCCGCAGCAAGUCGUACCGGGAAAACGCGCCCUUCCCGCGGGCCGCUGCCGCCCUCGACGAGCUGUCCAGCGGAGGAGGAGGAGGCGGCGGCGGCGGCGGCCUCGACGGCAGGCCCGGCCGAGACGACGAGUUGCUGGAUGACGAGGACGACGAGGAUGACGACGACGACGAGGAGGAAGAGGCCGAGGAGCUGGACGAGGAGCUGGAGGACGACGAGGAGCUGCUGGCCGAGGCCAAGGAGGCCCGGCGGGCCGCUGGGGGCCCCGUCGGCGUCGUCGGGGGACCUGGCGCGGCGCCGGGGACGGAGGGCGCCGGCGGCUGCUCUCCCAAGGAGGAGCUGCUGCUGCCCGUCGACGAGCUGGUGGAGGGCAAGGACGGCGAGGACAGCGUGUGCCUGUCGGCCGGCAGCGACUCCGAGGAGGGGCUGCUCAAGAGGAAGCAGCGCCGCUACCGCACCACCUUCACCAGCUACCAGCUGGAGGAGCUCGAGAGGGCCUUCCAGAAGACGCACUACCCGGACGUCUUCACCAGGGAGGAGCUGGCGAUGCGCCUGGAUCUGACCGAAGCCAGAGUGCAGGUCUGGUUCCAGAACCGGAGAGCCAAAUGGCGGAAGAGGGAAAAGGCCGGCGCCCAGAGCCACCCGCCCGGCCUGCCUUUCCCUGGGCCCCUGUCGGCGUCUCACCCGCUCAGUCCCUACCUUGAUGCUAGUCCUUUCCCUCCUCACCACCCAGCUCUCGACUCCGCCUGGACGGCCGCCGCCGCAGCCGCUGCAGCCGCCGCCGCCUUCCCCAGCCUGCCGCCUCCUCCUCCCGGCUCGGCAGCUCUGCCCCCCGGCGGGACCCCGCUAGGCCUCAGCACUUUCCUGGGAGCGGCCGUGUUCCGACACCCGGCCUUCAUCAGCCCCGCCUUCGGCAGGCUCUUCUCCACCAUGGCCCCGCUGACGAGCGCGUCCACCGCGGCCGCCCUGCUGCGCCAGCCGGCCCCGAGCGUGGAGAGCGCCGUGCAGUCGGGCGGCCUCUCGGAUCCGGCCACGGCGGCAGCGGACCGGCGGGCCUCCAGCAUCGCGGCGCUGCGGUUGAAGGCCAAGGAGCACGCGGCGCAGUUGACGCAGCUCAACAUCCUCCCCGGGAACAGCACGGGCAAAGAGGUGUGCUAAGCAGCCCCGACGGGGCGGGGCGAGGCCGGCCAGAGAUCGCCUGGCGAGGAGCGAAACCCAAGACCAAAACGGGAGAGCGAGAAGCAGACAGACACAUACAAAGAGAGACCGAGGAUCCGCGGCGGAGAGCUUCUCCUCCGGUUCGGUACUCGGAGCAAGCCAGGCUCCUGCUUUUCAUGCUUCCCUCGGGCCAUUCAGCAGAAGCUCCUUGGCUGGGACUACCCCACGCACCCGCCACCCCUUCCCCAAUGUCAUUCCGUUUCUUGAACACCCAAGUACAUCCCACGGAGGAGAAAGGAGAGAGGACCUUUCGGAGCGGGGCGCGUGGGCAGGUACGACGUGGCGGCGCAGCCCACGCCCCUCUCUCUCCCUUCGCCACAUCUAGUCAUGUCACCCUGGGCCGAUCUUAAGAGGAGCUUUGGGAGGACGUCGAAACCAAGGAUGCUGCUUGGGCCAGGCCAAAAGGAAGCCAAUGAUGCGAUGCUGUGUUAAAACGAACCGGUGCACUUAAUAAGGCAAAAGGGGAGCGGGGUGGGAUCGGGGAGAGAGUCUGGUCUUUUUCUUUUCUUUCUUUCUUUCUUUCUUUCUUUCUUUCUUUCUUUCUUUCUUUCUUUUUUGUCUGUGUGUGGAGGGGUCCUCCUAUCAUCACACCAACCAAGGGUUUUAUAGCAAACCAAAGGGAAAAAUAACAGUGCUAGAAUAUGGACUGUUUUAAAAAAAGAAGUCACUAAACUGUGAUGCUCUGUACAUACCAUUGUUAUUAAAAAAAAUAAGAAAAAGCAAAAAAAGAAAAAAGAAACACAGCAACCCAGAGCUUUGUAUAUUUGAAAUGUUAUAUAACAAUUGCACUCCGUGUAGUGUUUGUACAAGUUUGUCAUUUCUGUAGAUUCUUACUGUGUUGUAGAUAUCAUAGGGUCCCUAGACAAAUAUUUAUGUACAAACCCUUUAUUUAACUUAUUAACUGUAGAGGUUCCUGAAACCAGAGAGAGAGAGAAAGGGAAAGCGAGUCGAAAAGAGAGAGAGACAGGGCGUCGGUACAGUGCUUUUGUGUAAUGUUGUUAUUGCUCUCACUUUCCCUUGCGACCAAGUGGAAAAGUGUCACCCAUAGAAAAUAAAAUAUAUAUAUAUACAUUUAUGAAGAAUUUGAAAAGAUACCUGGAGAUGCAGCGUCAUUGGAAGUAAAUUGUGCUUCAUCACCAAGGUGGGGGAGGGCUAGGGUACCAAGGACUUGAUUGAACUCUCCAGCUUUACAGAUAUUUGUCUGACAGAUGCCUAAAAAAAUAUGUAAACGGAAAAAAUGAAAAGAUUUUAUUACUUUCA
This is a messenger RNA of Podarcis muralis (Common wall lizard), 3077 nucleotides long. RefSeq names its product aristaless related homeobox (gene ARX). Gene Ontology annotation, biological process: regulation of transcription by RNA polymerase II. Gene Ontology annotation, molecular function: RNA polymerase II transcription regulatory region sequence-specific DNA binding; DNA-binding transcription factor activity, RNA polymerase II-specific. The record is from RefSeq and is a predicted model, not a curated record. Lineage: Eukaryota; Metazoa; Chordata; Lepidosauria; Squamata; Lacertidae.